Molecule: messenger RNA, 1834 nt
Organism: Photinus pyralis (common eastern firefly)
Lineage: Eukaryota; Metazoa; Arthropoda; Insecta; Coleoptera; Lampyridae
Product: glucose dehydrogenase [FAD, quinone]-like
Exons: 3
Coding region: 50-1834 (594 amino acids)
Molecular function (GO): flavin adenine dinucleotide binding; oxidoreductase activity, acting on CH-OH group of donors
Source: RefSeq, a predicted model, not a curated record
UGUUCGCGGGUUAAGGGCGCAGCAAAUUUGAAGUACUUAGUUCAAUACAAUGUUUAGAAAGUUAAUGUCGAUUCUUCCACUUCUUCUACCGGCGUCUGUGAUUUUUGAGGCAGGUGUCAAUUAUUACGUCAAACUAAUCCAAACCGAAGAAAAACGCGCGAAGACGUACCAACUACCAGAUGAUGCCACCGAAUACCGUGCUACUGUAAACACGUACACUGAAUUUGGAAACUACGACCAUAUUAUUGUCGGCGCCGGAUCUUCCGGCGCAGUUAUCGCCGCACGUCUUUGCGAGAAUUCCACCAAGCGAAUUCUGCUCAUAGAAGCUGGAGGCAACGAGACAGAUCUGACCGACAUACCGGCAAUGGGGACGCUAGCCCAAACGCUUGAGUACAACUGGAAUUACCAGACCACCCCUCAGAACCGUGCAUGUCUACUAAACGAUAAUAGGCGCUGCGUAUACCCGGCGGGUCGAGGUCUCGGGGGAAGCACAAUAAUUAACAGCCUAAUAUAUUCCAGAGGGUCCGCGGCUGACUACAACGUUUGGGGCUUAGAGAAUCCCGGAUGGUCAUUCGGAGAUCUGCUGCCCUUCUUUAAAACUGUCGAAAACUACAAAAUCCCCGCCGACUCCUGCUACCACGGUUACGACGGUCCCGUUAACGUGGAUUACCCGCGACCACUCCUGAACGCAAAAUCCAGCGCCUUUGUGUUCGCAAAUCAAGAGCUGGGCAUCGAAGUCGGCGACUACAACGGGGCGAAUCCCUUACGCGUCGGGGUCGUACAGUCUAAUAUCAUUGAAGGACAACGGGCAAGUACCGGAAGGGCUUACAUACAACCCUCGUUGAAACGUUGCCCUAAUCUCGAGGUUUUAACACGCAGCUACGCGACCAAAGUUUUAAUGAAUCCCACAACAAAAAGGGCAAGCGGCGUGUUUUUCGCAAGGGAUAAGAAAUUUUUCGUUGCAAAAGCCACAAACGAAAUCGUGCUCUCCGCCGGGGUCUAUCGCUCCCCACAGCUGCUCAUGUUGUCUGGCAUUGGACCAUCGGAUCAACUCACAGAGCUUGGAAUUCCAGUUCUUCGUGACUUACCGGUUGGGCAAUUUUUUAAGGACCAUUUGGCCUACUCCGGUUUGGCUUUCUACACGAAGCGCGGCAGCGAGCCAAAGAAACUGGAACAAAAUAUCCGCGACUACCUAAACUCGAAAGGGCAGCUCACCACCACCGGCGCUUUGGCUUUGGCGUUUGUGCAAAACAAUCGUUCCGAACCUGUCCGACGUCCCGACAUCGAAAUCGCCCUCUUUGAGUUCUCGCAAGAUUACGGUUUUCCGUACAAGGUUAACGAUCCCAGCAAAUUGGUUUCGGUGGUUCCCGUGGUUUUACACCCUAAAUCACUAGGUAGUCUCACACUGAACUCGUCCGACCCUUUCAUUUAUCCGGUGAUCGAUCCGAAAUUUUUAUCGGACACCGACGGUGAAGAUCGGAAAACUAUGUUGCUCGGGAUUAGUUAUUCGUUAAAUCUGUUAAACACGGUCGCGUUUAAGGGAAUCGAUGCAAAAUUGGUACCGGUGCACUUACCCCAAUGCAAAAACUACGCGUACUUCUCGAGUGAGUACUGGAACUGUCACAUAAAUCACUUGAGUGGACCAUUUAAUCACCCAUUUGGGACGUGCAGAAUGGGACCUGAUGGCGUUGUCGAUCACAAGCUAAGAGUCCAUGGCGUCGAGAAUUUAAUGGUUGCAGAUGCAAGUGUUAUUCCGGUUUCGAUCUCGGGGCACACAAGUGCACCGUCUAUGAUGAUCGGUGAGAAGGCGGCUCACAUAAUUCGAUUUGGUUAG